This is a messenger RNA of Gigantopelta aegis, 1670 nucleotides long. Its product is annotated as centrin-3. Lineage: Eukaryota; Metazoa; Mollusca; Gastropoda; Neomphalida; Peltospiridae. The transcript is spliced from 6 exons. Gene Ontology annotation, molecular function: microtubule binding; calcium ion binding. Gene Ontology annotation, cellular component: microtubule organizing center. Gene Ontology annotation, biological process: spindle pole body duplication. The record is from RefSeq and is a predicted model, not a curated record. The coding region runs from base 141 to 644 and encodes 167 amino acids.
UGCGGCUGAGAGUAGCUUGCUUGGUGUAUGUCCGGAAGGGCGCGAGUAUGAACUUGUUGCAGCUUGUAAAUUGAGUGUUCUUUCUUUUAUAAGUAUGCUGAACAGUGACAGGCGUUAAGAACAAGCGACACAGAAUCACAAUGAGUUUAGCGUUGAGGGCUGAAUUUGCUCUGGAUAAGACAAAAAAGAAGAAGAAGCGUGAGUUGGCCGACGAACAAAAGCAGGAGAUAAAAGAGGCAUUCGACUUAUUUGACACGGAUAAAGAUCGUGCAAUUGACUACCAUGAACUGAAGGUGGCAAUGCGAGCUCUUGGAUUUGAGGUAAAGAAGGCCGACGUCUUGAAGGUUCUCCGGGAUUACGACCGCGAGGGCACCGGCAAGAUUACGUUUGAUGAUUUCAAUGAAGUCAUAACUGACAUGAUGUUAGAGCGAGACCCACAGCAGGAAAUACUAAAAGCCUUCAAGCUGUUUGACGACGACAGUUCGGGGAAAAUCAGCUUACGCAAUUUGAGAAGGGUAGCAAGAGAGCUGGGGGAGAACAUGACAGAUGAAGAACUGCGAGCGAUGAUAGAAGAAUUUGACAGAGACGGAGAUGGUGAAAUUUGUGAAGAAGAGUUCAUUGCCAUCAUGACAGGAGACACGUAGAUAGAUGGAACUCCACACCGAGUGAUUUCUGUGAUAGUUGUCGUUUCCGGAGAAAUGAUAAUGUGGUGCAGCAUUGAAGACAUUGUUCAGUGCAUGAAUGAUAGACAUAAAACUGUCAAAAAACCAGCGCACACUUUUUGAAAGUAUCUUAGCGCUACGAUAUCAUAAAACCAUCAUAGAUUGUGACGAUGUCACUACACCACAUGCCAUGGUGACGUCAUAACUUACUAUGGUUAUACGAUUUUGUGACACUAAGAUAGCUUCAGAAAUACAUGUCUGGGCCCAGGAUGCUAGAAGCAGGAUAAAGUUAGCUGUAGCUAAAACUUUAGUCAGUUUUAAUUUCGAUUAAAUAACCAAAAUCAUUAGGGGCUUUCAGAGGAUGUCAAAGUUACGUCGCUUUGCUCUGUAGGACUCUGUAGGAUAUAGCUGUGCACCCCCACCAACCCCUGCUGUAGACAUAAUUGGAGGGCUUGCCCACCCCACCAAUUGUCUUUUUUUAAUAUAAAUAUAUUUAUCAUAUAAUAUCUAGCAUAUCCAGUGUAAUCAAAGUAUGUGAUGUUUUUCAGAUCACAUACUUUUGGAAUUUGAUAACUUUGCAAAUUAGAUGUUAAUUAAUCGAGGUGUCGGGACUAGGUUUAUUGACCUUUAAGCAAACUUCUACGAUGACACUCCAUAAUUGAUAUGUGCAUUCAUAGUCGUCAAAUAAAAACAUUUCAAUAGCAACUUUACACUGAAAGCUGUCCAUCGUUCAGAAAACUAAAAGUUGUUGAGCACUAGUUUAUUUUUAUGUAAGGAUAUCCAAAAUGAUGUUAUUCAAGAUUCACAACAUUUCCAUUUAAAAAGACACAGCUUCAUGUAUACUAACGUCAUUUGUAUGUCAAGUAAUGGCUGACUGGAAUUAAAGUUGUGGAUACAGCUUACAAAAAACAUCUUUUAUUAAGCCAGUGGCUCGCAUAAUUCAAUUUUUAUUCCGAAUAUAUCAUACGAUACUGAAAGACACUGGUAAUAAUCGCUAUGUACAAAAUA